GUGUUAGGCUGCAGCUCAGACUCAGAGAAGGUCUCGCUUCACUCCUCAUAAUCUCAAUCCCUUCCAAUAAAGAUUAAAUCUUUUUUGGUUUUUAUUUAGUUUUAUUACCAAACCCAACAAAACUAAACUAAAAAAAAGGAAAAAAACCAAUAAUCGUCUCCAUUCUGUCUCCAAUCUCCUUUUCUCCUUCUCCUCUUUAUCUCUCUCUUUCUUUUCUCUUUCUCUUCACCCCCAUUUUUCUCCUCCGCCCAAUUUCCCCCAUUUUCCGAAGAAACGUUUCGUGGGUUUCUUUCUCUCUCCGAUCCCAAUUCGAAGACCCAGUAUUGAUCUUGGUGCAAAGCUUCGUUCUUUAUCGGUUUCGGAGGAUUUAGAGUCAAAGAUUCGAUGAUGGUCAAUGUGGGUCAAUGAUCUUCUGAAUUAGGGUUCCAAUUCGCCGCCUGCGAUCGAAGAUUUGGGGUUCAAUAUCUAGCUUGAUAAGGCGGGCAUUGAUUUGGAGGAUUGGGUUUGUUAUUAUCGAGGAAAAAGUUUGAAUCUUUUUCCAAUUGGAGAUUAUUUGGUUGUGAUUUAAUGCGUUGAUUGUGAUAUUUUGGCUGAGUUGUUGGGAGUAAACGUAAGAUUUUGGGAGAUUUGGGGGUUGUUAUUGUUUGGUGGGUGUGAGGUUAUGCACACAAUAAAGGGUUGCAUUUGGUAGAGAUAUAUUUGCCUUUUUGAGCUUCUGGGUUGGAGCUGUGUUGGUGAGAUUGUGUUGAAUCAUGGAGCAUGUGAUUGCUGGCAAGUUUAAGCUUGGGAGGAAGAUUGGGAGUGGUUCUUUCGGGGAGCUCUAUCUAGGUGUCAAUGUACAAACCGGGGAGGAGGUUGCUGUGAAGCUGGAACCUGUGAAGACCAAGCAUCCCCAGCUUCACUAUGAAUCCAAAUUGUACAUGCUUCUUCAAGGAGGAACGGGAAUCCCCCACCUGAAGUGGUUUGGAGUUGAGGGUGACUACAAUGUCAUGGUUAUUGAUCUUCUUGGACCAAGUUUGGAAGAUUUGUUCAACUAUUGUAAUAGGAAGUUUACAUUGAAAACAGUUUUGAUGCUUGCAGAUCAAUUAAUUAACAGAGUUGAAUACAUGCACUCAAGAGGUUUCCUUCAUCGCGAUAUAAAACCUGACAACUUUUUGAUGGGCCUAGGGCGUAAAGCCAAUCAGGUAUAUGCUAUUGAUUAUGGCCUUGCAAAGAAGUAUAGGGAUCUCCAGACUCACAAGCACAUAGCUUAUAGGGAGAACAAGAACCUCACAGGCACUGCCCGCUAUGCAAGCGUGAACACUCAUCUUGGAAUUGAACAAAGCAGAAGGGAUGAUCUGGAAUCACUUGGUUAUGUGCUUAUGUAUUUCUUACGAGGAAGCCUUCCCUGGCAAGGACUGAAAGCUGGCACAAAAAAGCAAAAAUACGAUAAAAUCAGUGAAAAGAAAAUGUCAACUCCUAUAGAGGUGCUUUGCAGAUCACAUCCAUCUGAAUUUGUAUCCUACUUUCACUACUGCCGAGCAUUGCGGUUUGAAGACAAGCCAGAUUAUUCAUACCUGAAGAGGCUCUUUCGAGACUUAUUUAUUAGAGAAGGUUAUCAAUUUGACUAUGUAUUUGACUGGACUGUCCUGAAGUACCCCCAGAUUGGUGGAAGCUCUAGAGGAUGGCAUGCCAGUGGGAAAGCAGGUGCAAAUGCAGGACCAUCUGGGGAAAGACCUGAAAGAGUCUCAGUUGGGAAAGAGAUUCGAGAAAAAUUCUCAGGUGCAGUUGAAGCAUUUUCGAGGAGAAAUACCUCAGGUUCUAGUCCACGAGAUCACUACAAACACAGGUCUAUUGAUGAUGGACCUCCAUCCAAAGACACGCCCUAUGAUUCUGAGAGGGGACGCAAUUCCUCCCGAUAUGGUAGCACUUCAAGGAAGGCUGUGGCCAGCAGUAAGCCAAGUUCCUCAGGUGAGCCCAGUGAAGGUCGCACAAGCCGAUUACUCUCAAACAGUAGCCGCCCGUCUACUGGGCACAACCGAGUUCAAUCUGGGCAUGAAUCAAAGCGCCCUGUUGCUACUAGAGGGAACCGUGAUGAUCCUCUCCGUAGCUUUGAGCUCCUCUCAAUCAGGAAGUAAUGGAGCUCACUAUUGAUAUCUGCUUAGUCAUCGGAUAAUCACUCAUCAAUUUGAUGAGCACCUGAGAAAGAAAACACAAAACUUGCCUUUGUACAUGGGAUAUUCCCGAUGCUCCAUCAUUACAGAUCUUAUUGCAUGUCUUAUGACAGUAUUACCUUCUCCAUCCUCCCACUUCUCUCUUCAAGAGUUGAAGGGCCGCUGUAACUGUGUAUUAGAAGAAACAUACAUUCUUUCUCUCCUUAGCUGUAAUAAUUACUAUUUCCUCAUUAUACACCUACUUGAGUUUGAGACCGUUUCUUUGUUAUUUGUAUGCACCUUUCUAUUUAAGAGUUUAAUCAAGAGUGCUGUCGUUUGAGCUUGGUCUGUAGGAAA
Molecule: messenger RNA, 2489 nt
Organism: Fragaria vesca subsp. vesca
Lineage: Eukaryota; Viridiplantae; Streptophyta; Magnoliopsida; Rosales; Rosaceae
Product: casein kinase I isoform delta-like
Exons: 14
Coding region: 753-2117 (454 amino acids)
Biological process (GO): signal transduction; endocytosis; peptidyl-serine phosphorylation
Cellular component (GO): nucleus; cytoplasm
Molecular function (GO): protein serine/threonine kinase activity; ATP binding
Source: RefSeq, a predicted model, not a curated record